AUGUCUGGGGCCCAGUUGCAGGCAGAACUGCUGAUGAACUAUCUCUCUGACAGGAGGGCGAUGGACUUCGGUGGCAUGGCGACAAUAGCGGCAGGCGUUUUUUUGGUGUUGCCGAUUAUUGUAUUGGCAGGCCUCGGCGUCGUUUUCAUCAUGAGCCUUACCACAUACAACCACCCCCUGCUACCAAAAGACUCGCCCGGUUUUGCAGAGAAGGGGCAGCUCAUCAGAGAAUCGCGUACUGCAAAAAUCGAGGGUGACUUUGUGGUCUUCAUAAUCGGUGCUGUUGUGCACAAUUGGUGGGACGUGCGUGGCUGGCUGCCGGUAUUUACGGGGAUGGGCACUAUGCUCAAGGAGCUCACGGCACAUCCAGAGUGCGGGUUCCUGGGUGGACAUGCCUACUUUGGAAGACCAGCACUCCUUGUGCAGUACUGGCGCUCCGUUGAUCACCUCAAUGACUAUGCCAGGGCCCCUUCCAAGAAACACUUCCCUGUGUGGGUGAAGAUGCGCAAGGUCAUGCGCGAAAACACAUCCUUUGGCAUCUACCAUGAGACUUACAAGGUGAGGGCUGGAGAGUAUGAGACCAUCUAUGCAAACAUGCACCCCUUCGGCCUUGGGGGAGUUGUCGGCACAGUGCCCCUCACUGGGAUUUACAACACUGCACGUGGCAGAAUUGGGGAGUCCAAGGGAGAUGACCACCCUGCCAACCUUCCUGAGAGGGCGUACUGAUCCGACUGGUCAUGACAAGAGUGAGUCCAGCAAUCAGCACUUGGGUAGGCCGGCAGGCGUUGGCGAUUAUCAGAUGGUUGUGACAGAGCUUAGGACAAGCGUGACUGCGUACGUUGUGCUGUGCAAAUACCUGUGACAUUGGGGAACACUUGGGGUCAGGCGCCUCGAGGGGUGAGAAGCUAUAAGCCUAGGUGCACUAAUUAGAGAAGGGCCUGGCCUAGUGUGUUUCUGGGAGGACUCUGUGCCAAUCCUCGGGGACUGCGAAUUGGAAUUCUUGCAAGCUGGCUUCCGUGCCGUGUGGUAGCACUGGUGAAUCUGUACAGUACUGGUGCUUCUAGUCUUACAUGCUAACUGUGUACACAUGUUGAAUAUGUUGUAGAUGCUGUAGUGUACGACUUCUGACGUCUUUAAUGAAUCGCUUUCAAAGUCUUUGAUGAGGGCACAAUAUUAGGACGGCAAUGAUCAUCGUGAAAAUUGGGACAUUCUGUCCUCGAAUUGAUCAUUCUAGAUCUAUUUGAUUGGGAAUGGAGAUGCGGUGUCUGCCAGAUCUUUGACUACAGACUUUAAGCAUGCACAGGCCAUUAGUGGGUUCCAAGUUCGAAUUUGGGGAUGCCUUGCUAUACUGCUGUAUUUCAAUCGACUUGCGCGCUCGAGCUCCUGGACUUGCCAGGCAGAUCCUUGGGAAACAACUGUGAAAUUCAGCAAGUACUUGCAGUGUCAGCAGAACGUAACUGUCAGUCCUGGCUGUAAGCAAAGCAAUCCAGUCUCUCAAGUUCUGUACCAAUUCAGUCUCUCAAAAGCGAUCUAGUCCAUCAAUUCCCCGAUCAAGAAGUCAUCAAUGAUGUCAAACACUCGCGGCGGAUGCUGGGGGCCAUGGAAUCCCUCUGUGGCAUCACCACCUGCAUUCUUCAAAAUAGCCAAUCCACCGGGAUGCUCCUCCACAUAGCUGCUCACAUCAUACACCUUCCCCUUCACCACAAUCCAGCAGUCCUUCUGAGAGUUGUGGGCGGCCACUUCAGCCUUGGUGCACUUCGCCAGCUGCUUCUUCUGUGUCUGCAGCAGCAAGUCGUCACUCCCACCAGAGUCUCUGCUUCUCAAGUACCAGUACAGCAGGGCAAGGACAAUGGCCAGAAUGGUAAGGGCAGAAGCACUGCUACCAGAGGCAAUGUUGGUGAAGGCAUUGGCACCCAUAAUAACCCUGGAAGCUGCCAGAGACUCAAGAUCAAAGAACUCUUGUUUGCAUGAGGAUCCAGUGAGGCCUUAUGCAGCUAUCAACGAGAUGCAAAAUCACCAGAAUAAAAAUGUUGCAUACUUUCUACCGCAUGCAAUACAUUUCACUUAAUCUGCCGCAGAAAGUGGCAUCAUGGAAGUAACGAUGCGAAGGACAGAGAGCUUUGAAGCGAGUUGCUGAUCUCAAACGGUUGGACGAUAUCUGACGUUCGUCUCAGACCGUCUAUGAUCGUAUUUAGUUGGCAUUUGGGCAGAAAACAGUCUUUCUUUCUUCUGAAAACUGAGAAGGAAUGUUCGAU
This is a messenger RNA of Coccomyxa subellipsoidea C-169, 2255 nucleotides long. RefSeq lists its product as hypothetical. Lineage: Eukaryota; Viridiplantae; Chlorophyta; Trebouxiophyceae; Coccomyxaceae. The record is from RefSeq and is a predicted model, not a curated record. The transcript is spliced from 6 exons. Bases 1 to 726 code for a protein of 241 amino acids.